Messenger RNA from Penicillium subrubescens, 285 nucleotides. RefSeq lists its product as uncharacterized. NCBI's taxonomy places the organism in Eukaryota, Fungi, Ascomycota, Eurotiomycetes, Eurotiales, Aspergillaceae. The coding region runs from base 1 to 285 and encodes 94 amino acids. The record is from RefSeq and is a predicted model, not a curated record. The transcript has 2 exons.
AUGUCCCAGCAAAACAAUGGCGGACUCCUCGGCGGCCUCGGCGACACCCUCGGCAAGACUGUCGGCGGCGUAACCAACACCCUAGGCGACACAGUCGGUGGACUAGGCAACACGGUCGGCGGCGUGACCUCCGGUCUUGGGGACACCGUGUCGGGUGCUACUGAGGGCCUUGGCAAUACUACCAAGGGAGUUGGUCAGGGUGUUGGACAGGGUAUUUCGAGCGGUAGCAAGAGUAUUGGUGGUCAGAAGCAGACUGCUGAGAACCCGCUUGGUUUGAAUAAGUAG